Salvia hispanica is the source of this 1490-nucleotide messenger RNA. Its product is annotated as poly(U)-specific endoribonuclease-B protein. Gene Ontology annotation, molecular function: RNA endonuclease activity. Lineage: Eukaryota; Viridiplantae; Streptophyta; Magnoliopsida; Lamiales; Lamiaceae. The record is from RefSeq and is a predicted model, not a curated record.
UAUAUCUUUUGAUCUUCUUCAAUCAUUUCCUCACCAAAAUCUCACAUCGGAAAUGGAGGGUUUAAUACGCGGACUCGCUGAUGCAGUGCUGAAUCCUAAUCGUGGUCGUGAUGAUGAUGAUGACAGUCGCGAUGAGCGAUCCAGAUCCACUUGGGCUGAGGUGGUGGGCGGGGAUCAGGAAGAAGAAGAUCAGACUAAUCGUAGACCUGCUUCGCACAACGCACCGCGGAAGGAGAUUAAUGAGCAGCGGCAAUCAGGAAGAAAGGAGACGUAUGAACAAAAUGAGUGGGGAUCAAGAGGAUCGCGCCCUGCAGCUACAACCCAAGAGUAUGGAGAGACAAAUGAUGAUGGUUGGGAGACUGUGGGCCGGAAGCUGCCUUCAAAGAAGAAUCACAAGGUUCCUAAAAACCAGUGGAAUAAUUACAAGCGCCCCCUCGAAGAGCAAGAAUAUUCAGGUGAAGUGGAUUAUGGCACUGGCAUAGAACCCUCAGAAGAAGAACUUGCUGAUAUAGGAAAGGCUCUUAACAAGCUGUGGGAUCUGGAUUCAAAUCGCUUAGUUCCUGGGAAGGAUUAUGAGAUUGAUUGUGGCGAAGGAAAAAAGGUUUAUCAGAAGGAAGACAUGGCAGAUGCAAGCUUAUUUACCUGGCUGAGCGAAGAUAUCUUCAGGAGGCCUACGUAUUCACGUUUCUGUGCUCUUCUUGAUAAUUAUAAUCCAGAGCAGGGGUGCAAAGAAGUUGUGACUUCUGAAGAGAAGCAAGAGCAAAAGGCAUUCAUAGAAGAGAUAAGCCGAACUGCUGUAAUUAAAUACCUUCACAAGUAUCUGUCAGCAAAGGGCGUUAUAUCCGAGAACUAUGAGGAUUUUAAGAGAAUGCUUGCAAGUUUUUGGUUUGAUCUUUAUGGCCGAGGAGGUACAUCUGGUAGUUCAUCGGCUUUUGAGCAUGUUUUUGUUGGAGAAAUCAAACAACGAGGAGAGCAAGAAGUCUCAGGAUUUCAUAACUGGAUUCAGUUCUACUUAGAAGAGGCUAAGGGGAGAGUUAACUAUCAGGGCUAUAUUUUUCCUCGAAGGCGUGGGAACACACCGGACUCUGAAUCGCAUCUGCUGACCAUUCAGUUCGAAUGGAAUGGUGUUCUGAAGUCAGUGUCGAGCACAUUGGUGGGAGUGAGCCCUGAAUUUGAGUUUGCAAUCUAUACUCUGUGCUUCUAUCUGGGACAGGAAGAAAACCAUGUUGAACUUGGUCCAUACCCUGUGAAUAUCAAGUGCUAUCGUCUCGGCAACAGAAUUGGCUCUGCUUUUCCUGUCGCAGAUUCUUAAAUACAUAUCCCUACCUGGGGCUGCUUACCGUUACCAUUUAAUGUUAUGUACUAUACAUUAGAUCUUAUAUUAGUGUGUCGGAAUAAGUGAGGAUCUAAUGAUGUAUUGUUAGACUAUUUUGUUCAAACCAAACAGCAUGCUAUUGGAAUAUGUAUUCAGCCAACAAACUUGCAGUGCA